Cinara cedri is the source of this 2811-nucleotide messenger RNA. The record is from the annotation of a GenBank genome assembly. NCBI's taxonomy places the organism in Eukaryota, Metazoa, Arthropoda, Insecta, Hemiptera, Aphididae.
UCCCACUCCGGUUUCGGUAAUAAUUAUGACCCUUCUCAAAACUACAUAACCAAACUAUCCCAACUACCAACUACUAAGUACCAAAGACACAAACCUACUCAUUUCAUAUCCGUUCCUUCUCUGGAUGCGUGCAAUCGGACGUUACAAUUUUCAUUUUUGUGUAAGUAUGUCCAUUUUCUAUUUUAUUAAUUUAUAAAUCCAUGUUGCCAUGUUGGGUUUUCGAUGAAACAAUUGAAGAAUAAUCCGUCUGUCGAUUAUUUCAAGACCUGCACCAUUUUUGUGUCGUAUUUCGUACGAUGGAAAUGGAUGAAAUUUCGGCGGUCGUCGGUAGACGUGUCCACCAGUUUAGUAUUUUUCGUAUUCUAACGUUAUUCAGACUUCCGAGUAUCAAUUCUUCGCAAAAUAUUUCCCUUGCCGCUUUUCAAAGCACUCCGUUUCAACUUGAUGGUGUUGUGCUAGGUGUUAUGGUCUGUAUUCGGUUGGAUAUUGUCUUUCAAUUUAAUCCUGUAAAUAAUUAUUUUGUCGAUGCGUAUGUGUAUAUACAUCUUACAGUUUGAUGACUUAGGUAUUCACUAAAAAUAAUUUCUUCUACUUGCUAUUUGUACCACGUGUGUUCUUGACGUUCUUGUAGGUAUUUUGUUUUAUAAUUUGUCAUGUGUUUUUUUUUCGUAAUUACUUUUUUAUUUAUUUUGAAUUUUGUUAUUAUUUUAGUUCCAGGUAAUACUUCAAAAUGGUUAACGGACGUAUCCCGUCCGUCUACAGUAAGACGUACGUGACUCCCCGUCGUCCGUAUGAAAAGGCACGUUUAGAUCAGGAGUUAAAAAUCAUAGGCGAAUACGGUUUGAGGAACAAACGUGAAGUAUGGCGUGUGAAAUACACUUUGGCCAAGAUCCGUAAAGCCGCUCGUGAAUUGUUGACCCUCGAAGAGAAGGAUCAAAAACGUCUUUUUGAAGGUUUGUUUAUUAAUAUUUUUUGUUUUCCUAUAUUUACAAAAUACUAUACCACAAUGAUGAAAUUAAUUAUUUUAUCUGACACCUCUCAUCUGAAAUUUCCGAUAGUGUUGUAAAUUUUAAAUUUUCUGAGUGUAUUUAUAUUUUGUAUAGUUAUAAAUAUUAGCUUUUACUUAAUUACUAAUAUUCUAGUUGAUUAUUCUAUGCAAUUAUUGUUUUUUUUCUCUAGGUAAUGCGUUGUUGCGUAGAUUAGUUCGUAUUGGUGUAUUAGAUGAAGGACGUAUGAAGCUUGAUUACGUUUUGGGAUUGAAAAUUGAAGAUUUCUUGGAACGCAGAUUACAAACUCAGGUAAUGUAUGAUUAAGAUUGGUACAAUUUUUGUAUUCACUAUAUACCUACAUAACUGAUACAUAAAAUGAUGAAUUUAUAAUUAUUUUCUGACACCUCUUCUGAAACAUAAUUUUGUUGAUAAUUAAAUAUCUGAAAGUUUGUCAUCAGUUUGUCUGGGUUGAUACUUUAUUGUAUUAAUGUUCGUAAAACCAUCUUGUAAGUUAAUAUAAAAAAUAUUUAAUUUUUUUUUUUUUUUUAGGUAUUCAAAUUGGGAUUGGCCAAAUCAAUUCAUCAUGCGCGAGUUUUAAUUCGUCAAAGACACAUUCGGUAUGAGUGUAAAUUAAUAUUAAUUGAAUUAAAUAAUUCAGUUUUAUAAUAUGAGAAUGCCAAUUGUUUUGGGCAAGGAUACUGGAUAAUAUUUACCAAGCUGUUCCUAAUCACAAUUUGGCUAUAUUAUUUUAGAGCAUUGAGUUAAUCCAAGAUCAAAUAAAUGUUUUUUGAUCUUUUUCAUGGCAAUGCUAUAUUAAUUUUUAAAGAUUUAAAAUCAAUUUUCUAUAAAUAUUACAAUAAAUUUAGUGUUCGUAUGUGCCUAUUAUUCUUGGGCAAGGAUGUUCUUAAAUUUGUAUGAACAAGUCCUAAUCGUAAUAAGGCUAUAUUAUUUAGACUUUGGUUAAUCAAAGGUCGGAAUGAAAUAUCUUCUGUCUUUUUCAUGGCAAAGCUACAUUAUUGUUACUUUAUAUUUAUACAAAUUCAACUACCCGAUAAAUGAUAAAUAACCAUGCCUAUUAUUCUUGGGCAAGGAUGUUCCUAAAUUUGUAUGAACAAGUCCUAAUCGUAAUAAGGCUAUAUUAAUAGGCUUUGGUUAAUCAAAGGUCAGAAUGUAUAUCUUCUGUUUUUUUCAUGACAAAGCGACAUAAUUUACAAUACAUAAGGUUAAACUAGUAUACUGGGUUGAUUAUUAACUAACUAUGUAUAUGUGGCUUUUCUUAAUUAGAUGAAAAAUGUGCUGUCCCUUGAUAUCAGCAUAGAGUACAAUUUUAUUUUUAAACAGGCCACUUAAAAUGUUCAUUAUUUAUAAUGUCAUUUUAACGUCUGAUUCACAACUCCUUGUGAGAUUGUGUUAUUGAUCCCUAUAUUGCAUUCUUAAGACCGAAAAAUAAUACUACAUAUAAUAAUGGUAUGCAAGUGUAUUUAUAUUAUGCUAUAAAAGGAUUAUAUUUUGUUUUUUGGAGAAUUUUGGUUUGUUUAUUAUUUUAUUGAUUUUUAUAUAUAGCGUACGUAAACAAGUAGUGAAUGUACCAUCUUUCAUUGUUCGUCUGGAUUCCCAGAAACAUAUUGACUUCUCCUUGAAAUCACCAUUCGGUGGUGGCCGUCCUGGACGUGUAAAGAGGAAGAACUUAAGGAAAGCCAAGAACGCCAAGGAUGAUGGCAACGCUGGUGAAGAAGAAGAAGAUUAAACUAUUUUUCUUAUUAUUUCUGUGUAUUGUUUAUUUAUGUAAUAUAAUACACUGAUUUUUACAAAACACAAUUUU